AUGGGGAUCAAAGGCAUAUACGCCCAGCUUGGCCAGGCAGAUCGUGUCGCCCUCGCAAAGCUUGCAGCUGAAUCCUACCGAGAGUCGGAUCGACCCUUGAGACUCGCCAUCGAUUUUGCGAUAUGGCAAUAUCAAACACAGGCCGCCCAAGGUGGCCACAACCCAGCGAUCCGAACCCUAUUUUAUCGGCUUGUCAGACUCAAGGCCACCACCAUCAAUCCAGUCUUCGUCUUCGAUGGGCCUGAGAAACCUAGAUUCAAAAGAAAUAAGCGUUCUGGGAGGGGAAACGGUGUUGCCACAGCCCAGGCCAAGAAGCUGAUGCGUCUCUUUGGCUUCGCUACGCAUGAUGCGCCUGGGGAAGCCGAAGCAGAAUGCGCCCUGCUCCAAAAACGCGGCAUCGUAGAUGCUGUGUUGAGUGAAGAUGUCGACACAAUCAUGUUUGGGUGUACAAGGACGUUGCGCAAUUGGUCGGGAGAGAGCAAGGGGACCACGGCACCGACUCACGUUACGCUCUACGACGUUCAUGAUAUGAAACUGGCCGACCUCGGCCUGAACCGGGAAGGCAUGGUCUUGGUGGCUCUGAUGAGCGGCGGAGAUUACCUGCCUGACGGUAUUCCGGGCUGUGGUGUCAAGGUGGCUUGUGAGGCGGCCAAGGCUGGAUUUGGGGCGAGUAUAUGCCGGUUGAAGGCAUCCGACACAGAGGCGAUACAGGUCUGGAGGGAGGAGCUCAUCCAUGAACUAAAGACCAACGACAGCAAACAUUUCCGGACUAAGCAUAAAGCCCUCUCGAUCCCAGAUGAUUUCCCCAACCUAGAAGUUUUAGGAUACUACACACACCCUGUCGUCUCUCCAGCCGCUGGCUUGGAAAAGGUGAAAAGAAAACUAGCGGAGCCAGGAGAUUUUCAUCUAGAAGAACUCAGAGAGUUCACUCGAGACGAGUUCGGUUGGGACUUUCGCAUUGGGGCCCUGAAAUUCAUCCGCGUCUUGGGGAAUGCUCUCCUUGUUCACAAGCUGCAGAACAAGCAACCAGGGGCUCAAGACCUGGUGAAGAAGGUCAGCGGCCGCAGAACGCAUUUCAGCGCCGAUGCAGAGCCCGAACUCAGGGUUGCGUAUGUUCCCGCAGAGGUAGUUCCUAUCGAUCUCUCGGCCGAAGUGGAUGAGAUUAUUUCAUAUUCCAGAGAUGGGCUCGCGACGAAUAGUGAUGAUGAGUUCGAGGCUCCUACGGGUGCUGAAAUGACUGCUCAAGCGGCAGCGCUAAAUGUUUAUGAUGUUCAAAAGCCCGAACUUGCCUGGAUCUUGGAAGAGUUUACCAGUCGGGCCGUACCUACAGCUGUAAAGGCCUGGCAGGACGCUGAAGAAGCCAAAGCUGCUCGCAAAGCUUCCAAGACGAAGAAAUCAGCAAAACCCAAACGCACGAAGGGCGGAGGGAUGCCUCAAGGAGCUCUCGACAAAUUUGUUCAGGUCAAGAAGCAGACCCCUGGUACUGUGCUAUCGAAGAAAUCAACUCCUGAUAUGGAACAUACGCCAGAGCCAGUCGCAGAUCUGGAGCCGGAAACACGUCUUCCACCAGUUCGCGACCUUCGUCAAAAGCCAUCUCCUCUCUCAGCGCCAAGUAAGCAACCCAAGUCGACGAAGACAAGCUCUACGGCCGACAACCGGAAAGUCACCCGUUCACAGCUUACGCCCACUAGGACUCCCAAAUUCAAAACGUUUCCGGAGACGAUUGACCUAUUGUCCAGCCCAGUCCCCACAGAGCCUUCGCCCCGUGCCUCUCCAACCACAAGCUCUUGGCCACGUCCCGUUGGCCAUACGCAAGUAUCUAAUCCAGUAUGCUCGGGUAUUACCAACAAUCCGGUUUCGCAAAGGGUGAAAAUCCCAGCACAGGCGACAAAGACCAAGCGUACUAAACAGUCACAAAUUUCGACAGCUCUCACAAAACCUACCUCUCUGAAACAGUCAUCAAUGACGAUGUAUACAACUCAGCAGGUGGCGACAAAGAAAGGCCAACUGAAAAGCGGCAACUCACCAGGCGUCUCUGUACAGGACGCUACCAAGCUAGCUUCUUCGGAUGGGGAUGAGUCGUGGCUUCUUGAGAAUGAUUUCCCAACACUGGCGUCAUUGAUGGCCAUGCCUCCUCAACAACUAAAGACGACGAGAUCUCCAGACAUACAGAUGGCGAGUCCUAAGAGUUAUGCAAUGGAGGAUACCCUUUGGGACAACCAAUCCCAAGGCACGGAUAAGCCUUUGGCGUCUGUUACGGGUGCUACAAAGUUUUGGAAAGAUCUUGAGCUCGAUGAUAGUGACUGGGACGAGUUUGAGCCUCAAAAGACGAGCUAUUCCAGUGGCAGAGGCGUGGCCCCUAAGGUAGCGAGGCACGGCGAUGUGUCCGUUGUGGAUUUGACACAAGAAGAUUGA
Clonostachys rhizophaga is the source of this 2415-nucleotide messenger RNA. NCBI's taxonomy places the organism in Eukaryota, Fungi, Ascomycota, Sordariomycetes, Hypocreales, Bionectriaceae. The record is from the annotation of a GenBank genome assembly.